Molecule: messenger RNA, 678 nt
Organism: Aspergillus aculeatinus CBS 121060
Lineage: Eukaryota; Fungi; Ascomycota; Eurotiomycetes; Eurotiales; Aspergillaceae
Exons: 1
Coding region: 65-520 (151 amino acids)
Source: RefSeq, a predicted model, not a curated record
UCCGCUGGCACUAUAUGUUCCAGACCGGCUGGCCAAGCUGAGGGUAACAACUUGUUGCGCUUACAUGGACCGGAAAGAUAUAGUUGGUUUGACUUGGAUUGGACUAGCUAUGCCCCUCCUACUUCUCCAACUCGGCUCUUUUGCUCCUUUAGUCAUAGAGAGCGAGAGAAGAUGGUCAUUGUAUUGUGGUUGUAUCAAGGGAUCACGGGGUUGCAAUGGUGGUCUGUCACUGGGCGUCGACCGGGGAAUUGCUAAAUGUGAAGUUGAAGUCUCCGCGUGGCAGGAGUUUUGUUCCGCAUGUUCACUCACUCACUCACUGACUGGGCAGGGAAUGACAGCAGGGAAACGUGACCCGCCGGCCAUGCUCCUCCUGACCGCCUUCCAUCUGCCCCGCCUCCUCAGCUCCUAUUCCACUCUCGCCUUUCGUCCCUUUCCCCUCCAGCUGCUUCCGGCUUGCUGCCUGUCACUCUACUUUAAUUCAAUCCGGCGCUUUGCUUUUCUGCAGAGUCACUCACUGUAGCUUCAAGCUAGCCCUGAGACCCGCUUUGGUCCAUCUCAUUCUCUCAUCCUCUCAUCCUCGAGCGUGCCGGUCUCAGACACUUGCUCGGGAGUUUCCCCCUUCGUCACGACCUCUCUUACCAAACCAUGGUCGGCAUCUCCCGCAUCGUACCACUCGCC